ACAGAUCCGCUCUGUGUUUACGUUGAGAUGCUCACAACAAAGGACGGCGCAUCGCGGAGAGCCUGUCAUUUAAAAUAAAACACCGUAUUUUGUGUCACGGUGAGCGUUUGUAAGUCAUAACUCCGGGAACAGGAGAACAAAUAACACAAGCUCCCAGGGCUAUUUUUUUUUUGUUUUGUUUUUACGUGGUAACGGAGCGGGUUUACUUUUCUUUAUUUUUUUUGCCUAAAAAAAAAGGGAGAAAUUAAGACGAUUUUUAAUUUUUUUAUGCCGGUGGAGCGUUAGCUUGCUUGCUAGCAUCAGCAAGUUGGGGGAAAAGCCAGGCAGGCAGCAGCUGGUGGAGAAGCUAGCAGCCCAGUCAGCCACACCGAAGACAAUAAAAGGAGUUCAUCAUUCAUAUCGCAGUCAGGACAAGUGGCGCUGCGAGAGACGGACACAUGAAGCAUGCGAGGGUGGAGCUGAGGCUCAGCUGACCCUCCCCCUUCCUUCUCCUCCUUUCCCUCGUGGUCCAUUCGAUUAGCACCUCCCCCCUCCCUUCCCCUCCUCUCCCCUUCCUGUCUCCCUCGCCCUGUCGGAUCUUGCCUCCCCUCCUCCUCAAAGCCUUAAUCAGCCGUGCCCAAUGUACUCCCCGGAGCAAGAAAACAUCUCCACAACAGCCUCCACCAAAGUGCCAGUGAAGUAUGGAGAGCUUAUUGUGCUGGGGUACAAUGGCUCUCUGCCCAAUGGAGACCGAGGCCGACGUAAAAGCCGCUUUGCACUUUGUAAGAGGCCGAAGGCAAAUGGAGUGAAACCCAGCACGGUUCACGUCGCCUGCUCUCCACAGGCAGCCAAGGCCAUAAGCAACAAAGACCAGCACAGCAUCUCUUACACUCUGUCUCGAGUCCAGACGGUGGUGGUGGAGUACACCCAUGACAGCAAUACAGACAUGUUCCAGAUCGGUCGUUCGACAGAGAGUCCCAUAGACUUUGUUGUGACGGACACAGUGGCGGGCAGCCAGAGUAACGCAGACACCCAGUCGGUCCAGAGCACCAUCUCGCGCUUCGCCUGCCGCAUCAAGUGCCAGCGCACGCCACCUUACACCGCACGCAUCUACGCCGCGGGGUUUGACUCCUCCAAGAACAUCUUCCUAGGGGAGAAAGCUGCUAAGUGGAAGACGCCUGAUGGUCAAAUGGACGGGCUGACCACCAACGGCGUGCUGGUGAUGCACCCUCGAAACGGCUUCACCCAGGACUCCAAACCCGGCGUCUGGAGGGAGAUCUCGGUCUGCGGCAAUGUUUUCACCCUGCGGGAGACCCGCUCGGCACAGCAGCGGGGAAAGAUGGUGGAGACUGAGAGUCAGGAGCUGGUCGACGGCUCUCUCAUCGACCUUUGCGGUGCCACUCUGCUGUGGCGCACAGCUGAAGGCCUGGCGCGCACUCCCACCCUCAAACACCUGGAGGCGCUGCGGCAGGAGAUCAACGCAGCCCGCCCGCAGUGUCCCGUAGGCUUCAACACGCUGGCCUUCCCCUCCAUGCGUCGUAAGGACACGCCGGACGAGAAGCAGCCCUGGGUCUACCUCCAGUGUGGCCACGUCCACGGCUACCAUAACUGGGGCAACCACCGCGAGGAGAGGGAGGGCCGGGAGGGCCGGCUCAGGGAGUGUCCCAUGUGCAGAGCUAAAGGGCCGUAUGUGCCGCUGUGGUUGGGCUGCGAGGCAGGGUUUUACGUAGACGCUGCCCCUCCCACUCACGCCUUUAACCCCUGCGGCCACGUUUGUUCGGAGAAGACAGCAGCCUUCUGGAGUCAGAUCCCGCUGCCGCACGGCACACACACCUUCCACGCCGCCUGCCCCUUCUGUGCCCAGCAGCUGACUGGUGAGCAGGGCUACGUCAGACUCAUCUUCCAGGGACCCCUCGACUAGCAGGAAACACUUCCCAGCAUCCUCUGGGAGAGGCAGAGCGGGGAGCUUUUCACUGAGACACUGGCCUUGCAAACGGGGAGCUACCCAGAUUUGUUUUCUUUCCUCUGCGGUUAAGAUAAAACAGACUUUUUUCUGGACUUUUUGUCUCUUUCUCAUAUUUAAGUGACCUUUGUAUUGCUUUUUCAUGAAUGACAACAAAGAUUUCUAUAUUUUCAUGUGAAACCAGAGACACAAAAACCAAACAAAGAACACUGCUGGGUUAAACGUUUUGUUUGUUUCUCUGAAAGAACUUUCAACAACAGUAUUUUCUAAAUUACUAACACACCGUAGUGCAAACAAACGGUUUUUAUUCAUGUUUAUUGUUGCAAUAUUCAUCUGUGUACAUCUCUUAGAGCUAAUUUAAACAAAGAUGUUUAUUUAAGGCCCCUCGCUUCAUCUUUUAUCUGUCAGAUAUGCCUAACUUCAAUACUAUUUAGCAUUUUAAUUUGAAAACACAGUAUAUUGUUAAUCAGAUAUAAAGUUCUGGGUGUGUUCUGAGGGUUUCGUUCUGUGUCUCUCCCCCACGUUCACCUCUCAGAUCUGUUUGUCGUAUUUAUACACCCCGUCCUCUGGCGUGCUCUCACUUUGUGUGUGUUAACCCUUCAGUUAUACUUGUCUCUCAUUAGGCAUCACCUCGGCCUUUUCCACAUUCAAAGCAAUAGAUUUGGAACGGAGACCUCCUAAAGCAUUAUGGGAAACAGAGUCUUCUAGGCGUCUUGUGUAACGCUCAGGCAGCCUGAACUCCCUUUAAAGUCCGAGUGAAACGUUUUCUCUGGGUGAGUGAAUCUUUUCUGAUCACAGGUUAGCCACGAUAACGCAGCUAUGUAGCUAAUGUCACAAAUUAUGCAGACACACACACAAACACUAACCGGACCCGGUCAAAUACCUUUUAUUAUAUUGAAAGUGGAAACAAAAACAGAUGAUGGUUUGGGGCUUACUUGCACAGUUGCAGCAAGAACAAUAAUACAUAUUUUGACAGAAACAGAACUCUGAUCAGUAUUAGUUCCAGUUUUAAGUAAUAAAUUUGUAAUAAAUAAUAAUAACUUUUGGUAUCUUAACAUCGUAACUGUUUCUAACUGGCAUUUAAAUGAAAUUAAACUUUCAUUACAGCCUGUAUUGUGUAAGAUACUGUUAUCGAGAGUCACCCACGAGUAACUGUGCGUCCUAUUAGGGGCUGAUAAUGAUUUAAUUCACCAAAUCAUGCAUGAUUUUAAACACUAGUCAUGGUUUGUUGAGACCUAAUGAGUUGAGAAGGAAAGUCAUAUUGCUUCUCUUUUUUUCUCUCACCCGAGUUGUAACAGUGCAAGAAGCCCCGUCCACCUCAUUCAUCGAGCAACUGUAGCCGUUUGACUCAGGUUUGAUGCACACGAACACACGCAUGGCUUCAAGCUACACUAUUCUCUUUACGGAUGUGUGUUUGUGUUUACUCAUCAGGGUUUAAUUUGUGCUCUCCAAACAGUGUGUUGAAGUGGUCCCCAUGGAGCAUUUUAUGGGGAUGAGCUUUACAGUGUGAGUACAAAAUAUCGGGACUGCCUGGUUCUUUCUUUGUAAACUGAAAACUAUGAUCAGAACUGUUAUGUUUAUACUGUAUAUUCUAAUAGCUUUCCAAUAACAGGGCUAAACGGUUGUUUUUAUAUUAACACUUGCUGUUUACGGUGUCUUAACAAGCUGUAGGGGGGUUUUAAGAGGUGACAAGCGUGUCUUGUUUAAAGCUAAGUAGACUACAAAUAAAGGCCUGCAGUCUAAUUAAACAUUCAUUCUGUGAGGAAGCCAAACAGCAUAAAGAAACUCUUGCCUGUCUUUCGGGUCAAUAAGGUCUGUGUGUGCAGUUGUUUGUUAUUUAGGUCCUUCCCAAACAAGGCAGGCAGAGAAAAGUCAACUUCUACUUCAACUUUGUUAGUUUUCUUUAAUAAGUUUAACAGUUUGGCCCACAGUAGUGCUAAAUAAUAUUUUUUUUAAAUCAAAAUCAGACUUUUACUUUUAUUUGUUAUUUUUAAUAUAUUUAUGGUUCAUUUUAUGCCUUUUUAUUUUUUUAGAUAGUCAUUAGCAAGAUGACAUGAUGGGGAACUACAUGCAACAACAAAUGUCCCCGCGAAUCAGAGGUGUUGCAGUUUAUGGUCAGCGCGUCAACCCCAAGGCCACCAGGGAGCGCCGGGCUAUGAUUUUAAUUAUAACUUUAAUAAUUAUGUGAGAUUUUUUUCCUGAUAUAAUAACAGCUGCCACCAACAAAUUUACUCAGCUGUAGAUAAUUAAGGUUGGACCUAAAAAAACAAGCAGCUGCAUCACUUUAUUUUCUCCACUUACGUGCAAACAAGAUAAAAACUGAUAUACUUGGUACACUCGUACCUAGACCUGCAGUUUCAUCUACAGAAAAUGAUCACAAUAUGGAUCAGAUACAUUUUAAUUUGAAUAGUUCAACUCUCACCUUCAAAAUCUACAUCUUUUGUUUUUAGAUGACAAAAACAAACAUACGAUAAAGCGUAUAUAUAAUUUUCUUUAGAUACAAUUUUGUGAGAUUGACAUAAAAGCAUCGUGUCCCACUUCUCCAAGUAAUGACCAAACCGUCCAAAUAAUUUAAUCAGUAUUGUGAAUAUUAUCAAAUAUAUCCUGAAUGCAUAAAAAAAAUGUUGAAAGUAAAAGGACGUCUCCAGAAAUCAUAGCAUUUAUAUCCCAUGACAACCUGGGCAAACUCCCAUUUGCUGAGGAAGAUCAUGUGACACGAUCGAAAGCUUGAGUACAGCUACUAAAUGGACCUUGUGGUUAUUUCAGUUACUCUUUAACACGAAUGUAAAAAACAAACAAACUGUAAAUUAGUCCAGACCCCUUCACACUACCUCUAUAAUAACAGAGACUAUACUGAGACUAAAUAACGGGUUCAGAGAACGCAGUCCUGAUGUUUUGUGAAAGCUAAUUCUCCCAGACUCCUGCUGCGUACACACAACGCAUCCCACAACGCCACUGUGGUCCGUCCGGCUUCCUCGUGCAGCUGAUGUCGGCGUAAGAACGAGACAGCGAGCUUCCCAGCAGCGAAGCAGCUUCCUAACUGUCCACAACAUGUUCGUCAGGACACACAAGAGCUUGUGCAGGCAUCACGUGUGUGUGUGUGAGAGAGAGAGAGAGAUUGUAAUUUAUGUGUUUAUGAUGAUUGUAUGUGUGCGUUUGUCUGUCCAAACUGUAGUUUUCAUUUUCAUCACCCCAGUGGUCGGACUGCAACACACACUAAUUCACCUCAGGGAGAAAAACAAUCACCUGUGUCACAUCUACAAAUACACACACACACACACACACACACACUCACAGCUAAGGUCUUCUGAGGUUACCUCAUAAGUAUAAAAAAAAGAGUAGCCUAUAUUCUGGAUUAAAGGUUUUGUGUCUUGCCUCUCCUUCAUCCAGUAUUGUUGUGUUUUAAGGACUCCGAGGCGCCGUCUCUCUCUCUGUGGAUAAAGUGUGUGAGUAAGGGCUUCACUCAGUCUCUGCACUGUUAUCUCAACCCUGUUUUUAACACAAACACACGUCCGUCCUCCCCGCCUCCCACCACUCACUCCUCUUCUUCUUCUUCUUCUUCUUCUUCUUCUUCUGUCUCCUUGUGCUUGUAAAGGCAAAAGCGAAAGAAUGUUUCCAGCAAACACUUUUUUCUUUUCUUUUGGUAACAACAAUAAAGUGUAAAAGUGACACGUU
Messenger RNA from Micropterus salmoides (largemouth bass), 5617 nucleotides. It is a transcript of the gene peli1b, whose product is annotated as pellino E3 ubiquitin protein ligase 1b. Gene Ontology annotation, biological process: protein K48-linked ubiquitination; regulation of Toll signaling pathway. Bases 620 to 1900 code for a protein of 426 amino acids. The transcript is spliced from 7 exons. The record is from RefSeq and is a predicted model, not a curated record. Gene Ontology annotation, molecular function: protein binding; ubiquitin protein ligase activity. NCBI's taxonomy places the organism in Eukaryota, Metazoa, Chordata, Actinopteri, Centrarchiformes, Centrarchidae.